UCCCCAUUUUCUUCCUCUUUCUCUCUCUCUCUCUCCUCUUCUUCUUCAGCAGCCUCUCUCUCCAACCUGGUCUCACUCUCUCACAUCCAACCAGGGCCGCCGUUGCCGUCUAUAUCGCCGGAGAGAGAGAGAGAGAUUAACUAAAAAACCAAAAAAGAAGGGCGGCGGAGCGGAGAGACUUCAACUCUUGAGGAGAUCAUGGCGGCCCAGCCUUCCAACGGUGCUGAUCUCAAUCCCCAGCCACCACACCCCCACCACCAAUGGUUCCAACAACAGCAGUAUCAGCAGCAAUGGAUGGCGAUGCAGUACCCCGCCGCCGCCAUGGCCAUGAUGCAACAACAGCAGAUGAUGAUGUAUCCUCCUCAGCAUUACAUGGCUUAUUCUCACCAUCCUUAUCAACAGCAGCAGCAGCAGCCGCAGCAACAGCAACAGCAAGCUCAGCCGCAGCGCCCUCGUAGACUGCAGGGGUCAACGGACGAGGUUAAGACGCUUUGGAUUGGCGACCUUCAGCCGUGGAUGGAUGAGACCUACCUCCAUAGCUGUUUCGUUCACACUGGCGAGGUUUUCUCUGUUAAGGUUAUAUGCAAUAAGCAAACUGGUCAAUCUGAGGGCUAUGGAUUUGUUGAAUUCUAUUCACAUGCUACAGCUGAUAAAGUCUUGCAGAAUUAUAAUGGUGCUAUCAUGCCAAACACAGAGCUGCCUUUCCGUCUCAAUUGGGCAACCUUUAGUGCAACUGAUAGGCGACCGGACACUGGCUCUGACCUAUCUAUAUUUGUUGGUGACUUGGCUGCUGAUGUAACUGAUGCUAUGUUGCAAGAAACUUUUUCUAGUAGAUUCACGUCUGUUAAAGGGGCAAAGGUGGUUAUCGAUUCAAAUUCUGGCCGUUCCAAAGGUUAUGGAUUUGUCAGGUUUGGUGAUGAAAAUGAAAGGACAAGGGCUAUGACUGAAAUGAAUGGAGUUUAUUGUUCAAGUAGACCCAUGCGCAUUGGUGUUGCAACACCAAAGAAAGCAUCUGGAUAUCAACAAGGUUAUUCUUCACAAGCUUUGGUAUUGGCUGGUGGGCAUGCAAAUGGCAUGGCUGUUCAGGGUUCACAACCAGAUGGCGAGUCAAACAAUACGACUAUAUUUGUUGGCGGCCUUGAUUCUGACGUUAGUGAUGAAGAUCUCAGGCAACCUUUCUCUAAAUUUGGUGAGAUUGUCUCCGUCAAAAUUCCCAUUGGAAAAGGAUGUGGAUUUGUGCAAUUUGCCAACAGAAAGAAUGCUGAGGAUGCAAUACAGGGAUUGAAUGGAACUGUAAUCGGCAAGCAAACAAUUCGUCUUUCUUGGGGUCGAAGUACAGGGAACAAGCAGUGGAGAGGUGAUUCUAACAACCAAUGGAAUGGGGGGCGCUAUGGAGGGCAAGGUUAUGGUGGGUAUAGUGGAUACUACUCUGUACCACAGCAUCAGGACACAAACAUGAAUGCCACAGCUGCUGCAGAAGUCAAUGGUUCAUCUUGAGAAAAUUAAGGGUAUGGCCAUUUCCUUACCACCAACCUAUCAAACUGAAAUCUGAGCCUUCAGAACACAAAUCUCUUAGCCAUCAAUAUAUUGACUUUGUAACAGAACUUAUUUAAGUUGUGCUUAGCUGAAUCUUUAUUUGCUGAAUCAUAUGGCUUGAUAACAUUAUUAUUUUUCUCUGUUGGAGUCAUGCUUGAGAUUAGACUGCUGUAGCUAGAUCAUCUGAACAAUUUUGGGGUCUGUGUGGGUGGAUUUUUCUUGGUUGAGGGGGUACUUCUUUUUUUUUU
Messenger RNA from Momordica charantia (bitter melon), 1784 nucleotides. RefSeq names its product RNA-binding protein 47B (gene RBP47B). The record is from RefSeq and is a predicted model, not a curated record. Lineage: Eukaryota; Viridiplantae; Streptophyta; Magnoliopsida; Cucurbitales; Cucurbitaceae. Gene Ontology annotation, cellular component: cytosol. Gene Ontology annotation, molecular function: mRNA binding.